Messenger RNA from Dioscorea cayenensis subsp. rotundata (Guinea yam), 2412 nucleotides. RefSeq lists its product as uncharacterized. The transcript is spliced from 9 exons. Bases 234 to 2159 code for a protein of 641 amino acids. Lineage: Eukaryota; Viridiplantae; Streptophyta; Magnoliopsida; Dioscoreales; Dioscoreaceae. The record is from RefSeq and is a predicted model, not a curated record.
GGAGACAAAACUAGUUCAAGAACGCGCAGACCUUCAUCAUCCCCAAUCUCCGAUCUCAUCGCCCAAAUCCUCUUCAAACCCUAGAACUUCCUCUAUAUUUCCCUCAAUUCCCCGUGCAUCGUCCUCCAUUUCUCCCCAACUCGAUCGCCAUUAGCUUCCUUUUGAGAUUUUGACCCAGAGAAGUGCCAAUCUUGGCCAGAGAUGCCUGAGAGGCCGGGGCGGCAUCGCCGACAAUGAGCGGGGGCUUUAUCGGCUUGCGCUCCGGCAGCUAUGGCUCGCUGCAGGCGCAAGGCAAUGGCGCCUCCUCCCCCGGCGUUGCGCUGCCCAUCCUUUCGCCACCACCCGCCUUGCCAUCCUCCCGCAAGGGCUCCAAGAUGCUCCUCGCCGGUUCCCGUGAUAAGGAGCGUCGCCUUCCCUGGAUCUUCAAGCUUGCUUGCCGUCGCCGGGUGGCCAUGCUGCUUCUCCUCCUUGUCUCCUCCGCCGCUGUUUUCCUCUCCUGCUUCUCCAUCCUCUCUCGAGAUUAUGAUGCGCAGCUGGGUUCCGAGAUGAAUCUGAGAUUCUCAGAUCAUGUAAGGCAUGUAAUGAACACUGCUACCUCAUCUCCUGAUAUGCUUUGGCAGCCUUCAGUGACUGAUGAGGAUACAAACAAAGUGGAGUCAUCACCUCUCUUACUGUCAAGUGUGCAAUUUCCAUUGAAGAGUGAGAAUGAGACUGAUGAAGAUGAAAGCAAAGUGGAUCCGCUACCUCGAUCACUGUCGGAUGUGCAAUUUCUAGUGAGAAGUGAGAAUGAGACAUUGAAUGAUGCUUUUCCUCAUCGGCAUUAUGAUUUUCCUGCUCAACACCCUUGUGGGCAAUUCUCAUUUCCUCCGCCACCAUCUGAUCGGAAGCGCACUGGCCCACGCCCAUGUCCAGUUUGUUAUGUACCUGUGGAGUAUGCUGUGGCUGCUAUGCCAACUUUUCCAUCACCAUCUCCUGUACUUGAGAAUCUGUCAUAUGUUUCUGAUGAAUAUCUGUUACUAAAUGAUUCAAAUGAGGGCUCUUUAUUUGGUGGAUUGCCAUCUCUGCAUCAGAGAAAUGAAUCUUAUGAUAUAAGAGAGACGAUGACAGUGCACUGCGGUUUCGUCAAAGGAAACAAACCUGGGCAUGGGACAGGGUUUGACAUGGAUGAUGAUGAUCUUCUUGAAAUGGAGCGAUGCCAUGGAGUAGUUGUGGCUUCAGCUAUAUUUGGAAACUACGAUAUAAUGCAACAACCAAAAGGUAUUGGUGGGUUUUCAAAGAGAAGUGUGUGUUUCUAUAUGUUUGUUGAUGAAGAAACAGAAGCUUAUAUAAAGAAUACUAGUGUCUUGGACAACACAAUGAAGGUCGGAUUGUGGAGGGUGGUAGUUGUCCGAAACCUUCCAUAUGCUGAUGCAAGACGCAACGGAAAGAUUCCAAAACUUCUACUACACAGAAUAUUUCCUCAUGCCCGAUUUUCCAUAUGGAUCGAUGGGAAACUUAAACUUGUUGUGGACCCUUAUCGAAUACUUGAGAGGUUCUUGUGGCGGGAAAAUGCCACUUUUGCAAUUUCAAAGCAUUAUAAACGCUUUGAUGUCUUUGAGGAAGCAGAAGCUAACAAAGCGGCCGGAAAGUAUGACAAUGCCUCCAUUGACUACCAGCUGGAGUUUUACAGGAGAGAGGGUCUGACUCACUAUACCGAAGAUAAGCUUCCCAUCAGCAGUGAUGUUCCAGAAGGCUGUGUCAUUUUAAGAGAACACAUUCCCAUCACCAACCUCUUCACGUGUCUCUGGUUCAAUGAAGUCAAUCGUUUUACAUCAAGGGAUCAACUCAGUUUCAGCACCGUAAGGGACAAAAUCAUGUCCAAAGUCGAUUGGAGUAUCAACAUGUUCCUGGAUUGUGAGCGCCGUAAUUUUGUAGUUCAGGCAUACCACAAAGACUUGUUAGAGCAGAGGAAUUUACAGCUGCCCUUCAGUUACCCUCCACCGCGGUCCUCCUCCGGAGAACAACAGUCUUCAAAACCAAGUCCAGACGCUCUUCGCCGUGGGGUCAGUAAACCCCCACCACUACGGAAGCCACCGGUGAAGCAUGGGAAGGACAAGAAAUCAAAUUCAAAAAGGCAUCGUCCCAGACCUCUCAUCUCCAGGGAGUUUGUGGCAAACUAAAUUUUGUCAUCAAAGUUUUUUCAUUGUAUUUCACAAUAGAUUCAUUACUGGGGACCAUGGGGAAUCAGGCAGUUUGGAAUUAGCAGGCUUAAAUUCAAGGAAAGACACAGCAACAGUAUUCUAUUUUUUCACCUCACAAAAGUGUCGAUAUCUAUUCAUUUGGUUGUAAAUAACCGAUUUACAAUAAUUCUCAAUUAGUUCCUGUUUUCCCCACAAGUCAAUUUGUGAAAUUUAUUUGAUCAAGAGCAAUAGA